UGCUUACUCAAUAGUGUCUGAGAACUUUUCACUUCUUAACUAGAACUCAAAGAUCGCUCUGCUGGGAGGGGGACGCUCGAUACUCAGGUCAUCACUGAGAAUGAUUACUGCUGCAGAAUAUGGAAACACAUCCUGGGAGCUCACUGUGCAGAUUGAUCACGAUGAAACAAAAAUGGAUUAUAAACUGAGGGUGAAGGGAGAUCUUCAUAUUGGUGGACUGAUGCUGAAAUUGGUGGAGAAAAUCCAGAUUCCCCGAGACUGGUCUGACUAUGCUCUGUGGUGGGAACAGAAGAACUGCUGGCUGUUGAAAACCCACUGGACAUUGGACAAGUAUGGCGUCCAGGCAGACGCUAAACUCCUUUACACACCUCAGCACAAGCCUCUGCGACUGCAGCUUCCCAACAUGAAGACUGUGAAACUGACUGUCAGCUACUCCGCUGUGGUCUUCAAGACAGUCACUGAAAUCUGCAGAGCACUCAAUAUCAGGAGACCAGAGGAACUAUCCUUGUUAAAGUCUCCAGAUGAUGCAAUGAAAAAGAAAAAGAAAAAAGACAAGCAGAAAGAUACAAUUAUUGAAGAAAUUUUGGAUAUGGAUGGCUUAAACAUAUCAGCAGGAAAUACAGCUAGUCCUGGACUCUAUAGUAAAACAAUGAUACCAACAUAUGACCCAGAGAAUGGCACCCCUGCUUCAGCAACAAGCCUUUGGUUCGGAGACAAUCCUUUAACUGUCAGCCAGCCAAACCUGCAACAUGAUGAGCUCAUCAAAAUGUACCAGCCUCUACAGCUAGUUGACAAGGCAAUCAUGAACUCAGGGUGGUUGGACUCCUCUCGUUCCCUCAUGGAACAAGACAUCCAUGAGGGUGACAAGCUGUUGUUGCGCUUCAAAUAUCACUGCUUCUUUGACCUUAACCCAAAAUAUGAUGCUGUCAGAAUAAACCAGAUAUAUGAACAGGCAAGGUGGGCCAUUCUCUUGGAGGAAAUUGACUGCACUGAGGAAGAAAUGCUGAUAUUUGCAGCCCUGCAGUACCAUAUAAGCAAGCUGACAAUGUCAUCUGAACCACUGAAUUCCUCAAAAGAGCCUGACGAGGAUGAAGUAGAAGCUGCCCUUACCAGUUUGGAAGUGACACUUGAGGGAGGAAAUUCAGACAGAAUCCUGGAGGACAUCACAGAUAUCCCAAAGCUUGCAGACACCCUUAAAUUGUUUAGACCUAAAAGGCUGACACUGAAACCAUAUAAAGAGUACUGGUUUGUUUUUAAAGACACCACAAUAUCAUACUACAAGAAUAAGGAAUCAGCCACUGCAGAGCCCAUUGAGCAGUUCCAUCUCAGAGGUUGUGAAGUUGUUCCCGACGUAAAUGUCUCAGACAAAAAGUUUGGAAUAAAGCUCCUACUUCCUGUUGCUGAUGGCAUUAAUGAAGUGUACAUUCGAUGUGAAAAUGAAACCCAGUACGCAAAGUGGAAAGCUGCGUGCAUUCUCGCUUCGAAAGGGAAGACUAUGGCUUACAGCUCCUACAGGAGUGAAGUCCGCAACAUUCAGUCCUUUCUGCAGAUGAAAAACCUGGCAACUCCCUCUGGACAGACGUCCCUCGACCCUGAAACCAUGGAAAUGAAUUCGGAGUGCUUUGUGUCUCCCAGAUAUGGAAAAAAGUACAAAUCCAAACAGCUUUCAGCCCGAAUCCUGGAGGCCCAUCAGAAUGUUGCUCAGUUAUCUCUCAUGGAAGCCAAGAUGCGCUUUAUUCAAGCUUGGCAGUCCCUGCCAGAGUUUGGCAUUAAAUACUACAUUGUAAGGUUUCGAGGAAGCAAAAAAGAUGAGAUACUUGGAAUUUCCUACAAUCGACUCAUACGUAUAGACAUGUCAACAGGGCUUCCAAUUACAACAUGGAGAUUUUCCAAUAUGAAGCAAUGGAAUGUGAACUGGGAGAUUCGGCAGGUGACCAUUGAUUUCGACCAGAAUGUGUCUAUUGCAUUUUCCUGUCAGAGUUGUGACUGUAAGGUGGUACAUGAAUAUAUAGGAGGAUAUAUAUUCUUGUCAACCAGAUCCAAGGACCAGAAUGAAACCUUAGAUGAAGAAUUGUUCCACAAACUAACUGGUGGUCAGGAAUAAGCCUGUAUAAGCCUGUGAUUUUAAAAGGCUCGUACUUACUACAGGUCUCCCAGAGCUCAAAUUCAUAUUUGAAUCUGAAGUACAGUGGAAAUGUGGUACAAAAAUGUGAUAUAAAACUUCAAUUUCUGUCUAGUUUCCAGCAAAAUAAAUGUCAGCACCUACCAUUUUGCUAAAUAAAUAAAAGAUGUAGCAAACAACGCAAUUCAAUAAACUGAGGAACUUACUUUUACCCAUGAAUCUUUCUUAUCACAUUCAAACUCUGAACCUGUUUUUUUCCUAUCACGUAUUAAUAUAACAUUUCAUGUUUUUUUUUUUAAUUGACACAUAAUAAGACCAUUCUUUUCAUGCUAAUUCUACAAAAAAUACUGAUAGUGCUGGUGGAUUAUAAUACUAAACAAUACUUGGUUGCAUCUUCUGGUGUUGCUUCAUAAACUUAGAAUCAACAUCAAUGCUUUAAGAUUAAUAUUUCCAUUUCACAAUUGAUUUGAUUAUUUUUUCUUCAGGUUGCCACUAAUUGUAGUUCUUUAAGUUUAUAUAGGCAAGCUAGAGAAGCUCCCUAGGACACCAAGCUAAAUGAAGCAUCAAAUUUGAGGAAAAAAUUUAAAAAUAAUGUAAGAAAAGUAAAACAUAUUUCAAAAAUAGAAAUACUGUAACAAAUGGCAUUAUUUCAGUUCACAUGUAGGUAUUUUAUUCCUAGACAAUUCUGAGAGUUUGUGCUCAAAUCAAGACAAUAAGACCUGAAUUGUGCCCUGCAUUCUGUCACUCCAUUCCACAAGGGUACAUCACUACUGCUUCUCGCCUGCACUACCGCCUGUGUUACUACCAUAGAGCGGAUACACAGAGUUAUUGUCUUUCAACAUUAUAAAUCCAGAAUGUGAGUAUGUUUAAGCAUUAUUAAACUGAGCUACAGGAUAUUGGGGUGCAUAAUUAUGAACUUUUCUAUCUUAUAACUGGUUACUUGUAGUAAGAAGUAAGGUUCAUUGAUUAAUUAGUCAUGUAUUUAUCAACAUUCAUUUGAUAAUAUUGUUUCCACUUAAGAGGUCUAAAACAAUGGGUAGAAACUGAGUACUGUAUGUACAGUAGCUGUAUUUGGGCUAAGAGAGAGGAUCAAAAGGAAGCUUCUUGAGAGUUGGUCUGGUUACUCAAAACGAAGAAUACACGUUUAACACGCAUUAAGAGAGCAUAAAAAAUGAGAGAGAGUGGUCAGGGAAAGGAGAUAAAGACAGACAGGGAAGGAAAGGUGCAGCAGGACCAAGUGACAACCUUGUUUUGUAAAUUGAACCUUGAUAAAGACAGCUUACUGUCCUGUUAUUUAAGGAAAUUCUAAGUCCCUUUACUGUGAGUUUAACAAGCUCAAAACAUUCCCUCCUAAUUUUGUGACGCAUUUUUUUUAGAAUAGAAACAUUAAUUAGUGAAGAGAGAUUUACCACUGGGCAAAUUCUGGCAAUAUGACACAUUCAGAAACAAACGCUCUUUCAAAUGGCCUUUCCAAGUUCAAAUUUGUGACUUCACUCAUUUUACAAUACAACAACCUUUUUGAGAUAAACCUCAGAAGUAAGCAGCUUCAGGAAAAUAACUUGAACAUAUCCUCUGCUAUUCAAAACUAGGAGCAAACUACAUUCUAGAAGAAUUCAGAAGUGAGGAAACGUUCAAAAGAAGGUCGAGGGCAUUUGCUUACUGUAUUGAGCCAGUCCAGUGUAGCUUUGGCCUUUUUUCAUGCUGAAAGGUGAAUUUCUCAGUCUCAGUUUUAUGUCUGAAGCAAGUUUUCCUCUUAAGAUUUGACAGUAGUUUGCUCCAUUUAUGUCCAAAUCCUAUUUGACAAGCUUCUCGGUACCUGCUAAUAAGAAGACAUAUUACAUAAUGCUUCUUGAGUUUGCAUCAGAUGCAAUGCUUUGCAUUUAGACCAAAAAGUUCUAAUGUCUGAUGUCUGAGCACAUCACCUUUUGCCACAUAUUUGCAGUAUCACUUUGUUGAAAAGCCCUUGAGGUACUCGAGAUGUCUUUAUAGUUCCAUAAAGCCCCUUUUGUAGAGUGACCAUGGACAUUUUCUCUCAUCUCACCUAUUAAGCUGCGUAACCUUCAAAGCUGCCUUUGGCAUCCUUACCCAGUUGCCUCCCUUGACUGCUCAUUUUGGAGGAGCAGUCUGAUCUAGGCAACAUCUGGGUGUCUUCUACUGUACUUCUUAAUGAUUGACUUCACCUUGCUUUUAGAGAUUAAGGUUCGUUAAAAUGUUUAAUACCCUUUACCUUAUCUGUAAUAUUAUUCAGCUUUAUCCUUGAGUUAUUUUAAAGAUCUUUAGUCUUUCAGAUUGAAUCUUCACUUGAAAUUCAUUCCUUGAUUCAUGGACCUUACAGAGAUAUGUGUAUUUAUUCUGAAAUCAUGUAAACCAUUGUUAAUGCACACUGACAGAGACCAACUAAUUGUGUGGCUCUUAAGGUUGACUUUUUUGCACCUAUUUUGCAUAUAUUUUCUUCAUUUUGGUUCUUACUUUAAAUAUGUGGAGUAGAUAGGGUACAUAAAUAUUGCUACUUCAAAAUGACUUCAAGUUUUAAAGCAACAAAAUUUGAAAACUGUGGAAGGGUCCAAAUUCAUUUGCAGGUCACAAAGAGUAAAAGCAUCUGUCCAGAGAAGAGAUUCUGCUAUUUUUUUACUUUGCAUGGACAGUGUACCUGUGUUUACCGAAACUAGAUUAGGUCAGGUAUCUGGGUCCUUGGUUUGCUCUGUGAUAAUGAUAAUGUCUCCAGCCUGAUACCUGCAGGCAUCAGGUAUCUUUCUAAGUGGCAGCGGUGUACACACUCUUCCUACUAACUAAUCUCUGCUGUUAUAGAUCUGGGUUUACAGCAUACGAUAAAUAAAUAAUUGGUUUUGCAAACUAUGCUCUAGAAUUGAAGGAAAAAGUAUUCAGAUUUAAAAAAAAUAUCUUGAAAAAUAAUUUUGAAAAACAGCAUUCUGUAGGUCUAUAAGCUAAUAUUUUUCCAAUAUAUUGUUCAAAUUUUAUGGUGACAUCCCAUCAUGACUGAAUGCCAAAGAAUUCAUUCUUGAAAAGGAUAACAACCAAUCUUCAAUAAGAAAUCAAUAAGAUUGUAUUUAUUAAAUUGUAAGCAAUAAAUGUGAACUUGCCAUCAGUAUAAUCAGGUAGUAGUAAUUUUUACAGUUAUUUUAGGAGUGUUAUAUUCCCCAUUAAGGUGGUUUAAAUUUGAUAAUAGGAGAAGUAUGUCAGGGGUAUUCCUUACGAGAUAAGAUAGAGUUCUACUGUUGACAUUUCACAUUCCAUACAUUUUCAAGGAAACAAAGAAUGUUUUUUGAAGACUGAUUUGAGACUUUUGUCUAUACUGUGUAGUAAUAUUUUGAAUCUAACUUCCCCAUCUACAUGGUGUCAUCUGGUCUCUGUCAGUGAAGGUUUGAAAGUUGUCUCGAUUGUAUAAAAAAACAAUGCUCUGUUAGUCUGGCAAUUUGUAACUUUAAUGUACAAUGAUCUUUUUCUUUGCAAAAUAAUGCAUUAAAUGCUUAGAUUAACUGCA
Lepisosteus oculatus (spotted gar) is the source of this 5624-nucleotide messenger RNA. It is a transcript of the gene fermt1, whose product is annotated as FERM domain containing kindlin 1. Lineage: Eukaryota; Metazoa; Chordata; Actinopteri; Semionotiformes; Lepisosteidae. The record is from RefSeq and is a predicted model, not a curated record. Gene Ontology annotation, molecular function: integrin binding. Gene Ontology annotation, biological process: cell-matrix adhesion; integrin-mediated signaling pathway. Gene Ontology annotation, cellular component: focal adhesion.